Heterocephalus glaber (naked mole-rat) is the source of this 7498-nucleotide messenger RNA. RefSeq names its product zinc finger protein 407 (gene Znf407). The record is from RefSeq and is a predicted model, not a curated record. Gene Ontology annotation, cellular component: nucleus. Gene Ontology annotation, biological process: positive regulation of transcription by RNA polymerase II. Gene Ontology annotation, molecular function: zinc ion binding; nucleic acid binding. Lineage: Eukaryota; Metazoa; Chordata; Mammalia; Rodentia; Bathyergidae.
GGUAUCCUGCGCUCCAUUCACCACAGAGACCUUGGGAACCGCCGGAAGUCUCUCAACGGAGAGACAGGAAGUCCCGCCUCUUCCUCCCAAAGGGAAGACGGUGAGCCGGAGGAGUCAGUCAGAGGGGCGAGCAGGAACGAUUCCGUGGGCAAACAGGUUUUGAGUGCCAGUUAAGCCUCCUUUGAUGCAAGAAAAAUCAUCAGCACUUUAUUAAUGAUGGAUUCUGAUAAUAAACCUGACAAUGAUGAGGAUGAAAAUAUAAACAAGGAACCAAAAGACUUGAGAAGUAUUUCAUCUAAUAAUGACAGUUGUGGGCCUGUGUUUGAUGGGAUAGCACAUUCCUCUGAGAAUUUCACAAGAAAACGAGGUUUUUCAGAGUCAUCCAGCUUGGGCAGGAUUGCUGUGGAGGAAGACAGAAAUAAACAUGCUUCCAAACGAAUGAGAGUAGAGGAGGCAGAGCCCCUUAAAUCUGGGGAGGAGAGCACCUGUGGAUUCAACACUACAAUAAGCUCGGCUUCUGAAGCAGGUGUUUUGUUAGAUGAAGCAGGAAAGGAGACCUUCCUGAAGGACUGCUCAGACAGAGACACAGAUCUUCCAAAUGCCUUUUCAUCCUCUUGUGAUUUUAAAACUGUUGAUGCUGUUUCUCUGAACACAGACACUGAAAGCAAGUUUGCUCAGGAAAUGGUCAAAGAAAGAGAAUCUCCUUUCCCCCUGAAAGAAAUGAGUGUUAGUUGCACCAUUGGAAAUGUAGAUACAGUUUUCAAGUGUAGCAUAUGUGGUCAUUUGUUUUCUUCUCACUCUGAUUUGGAAAAACAUGCUGAAUGUCUUGGGCAGCAGGCUAAAAAACAUGCCUGCUGUCACUGUAGCCACAAAGCAGAGAGCAGCACAGCUCUCCAUAUCCAUAGCAAACACACACAUGGGGCACAGAAAGUCUUUUCUUGUGAUCUUUGUGGCUUCCAGUGUGGGGAAGAAAACCUGUUGAAUGCACAUUAUCUUGGUAAAACACAUCUCCGGCGACAGAAUCUUGCUGCUCGUGGAGGGUUUGUACAGAUCUUAACAAAACAACCUUUUCCUAAAAAAACAUGUACCAUGGGAACAAAGAAUAUUCAAGCAAAACCAAGAACAAAGAAUGGGAAUCCAAAAGGAUUACACAACCCUGGGAGCAAAUUUAAAGAUUGUGGAGGAAGCAUUUCUCAGCAUAGCAGUAGCAGCAGUGAGCUCCUUGUUGAAGUGGUGCCAUCUAAUAAUACUUUAUCAGAAAAAGCAGAGAUUGUUGAAGAAAAUGAUACCUCUCUUGGUACAGCUAGAAAUCUUGAAGACCAGAGUAAAAAGCUAGGAGAUGUAAUCUCAGAGGAUCUUUUAGAUAAAUCAGAAUCUACCAAAAAUAUCCUACAGACUGUACAUAGUAUCAGUAUCACCUCCAGGCCAAGGCCUGAGAGAAACAUUCUAGUGUUGGGUAAUAGCUUUCGGCGACGAAGUGGCACUUUUAUCUUGAAGGGCCAGGCAAAGAAAAGGUUUAAUCUUUCUGGAAUUAAUAAAAGAGGCACAAAUGAAACUCAGAGGAUGUAUAUGAAACAUUUUAGAACGCCCAUGAAAACAAGUGAUGCAGAACCAAUGUCGAAACACCAAGAAUUGAACAGUGAUGUCCAGAGUCUGUGCGUGACUGCCUCAGACACCCAGAAAAUGAUACAGAACAAGAUAAACUCCCAUCUUCCAAGUUCUGUGCAGCUGAACUCCCCGACAGUGAAGCCAGCUCUUGACCACCAGAUGGUGUAUACGUGUACAGAGUGUGGUCAGAUAGCUACAAAUAGGACAGAUUUGGAAAUCCAUGUGAAAAGGUUCCAUUCAAAAGAGAUGAAAUUUUACUGCCAGACUUGUGACUUUUCUGGUACUUCAAGGAGGGAUUUAGAGGAACAUUUGCACAAUAACCAGCAUCAACAAACUGAUUCUGUCCUAAGUUGUCAAUGUUGUUCCUUUAUUUCUCUGAAUGAGAUAAAUCUUAGAGACCACAUGAAGGUAAAGCAUGGGAUGGGUUUUUUUUGCCACUCUUGUAAUCUGUUUUUGUCUGAGAAAGACAUGGAAGAGCACAGUGCAACUGAGAAACAUAUUAGUUUAUUGGUUCAACCAAAGACUUCUCCAUCGUUGAACAAUGACUUGGUUUUACAGACCUUACCUUUAAGUACUUUGGAAUUAGAAAACACAAAAAAGUCUAUGAAUGAAUCAGGGAAAGCAGCUCAAGAAGAACCUGUUAAGUCCAGGGUAAGCCAUGGAAAUGAGGUAAGGCACUCAAGUAAGCCUCAGUUUCAAUGUAAGAAGUGUUUUUAUAAAACUAGAUCUUCCACUGUUCUCACAAGACACAUAAAGCUUCGGCAUGGUCAGGACUAUCAUUUUCUUUGUAAAGCAUGCAAUCUUUAUUCAUUGAGCAAAGAAGGAAUGGAGAAACACAUUAAAAGAAGCAAGCAUCUUGAGAAUGCCAAGAAAAAUAAUAUUGGCUUAAGCUUUGAAGAAUGUAUUGAAAGGGUAUGUAUUGGUGCAAAUGAUAAAAAAGAAGAGUUUAACAUUUCUGGUAAUGGAAGGAGUGAAGGCCACAUAGGUGUGCAAUUAGAAGAACAUACCUAUCUUGAGAAGAGCAUACCAGCUCCUAAGGAACUGUCACAGUCUGGAGUCAUUACUAAAGAUGCUGAAUUAGCAUUGACCACUACUCCAAAGAGAGGGAGACCCAAAGGCAAUGUCUCAAGGACCUGUUCACAUUGUGGUCUUUUGGCCUCCAGUAUUACAAAUUUGACUGUUCAUAUUAGACGUAAACACAGUCACCAGUAUAGCUAUUUAUGCAAAGUAUGUAAAUAUUAUACUGUAACUAAGGGAGAUAUGGAGCGUCAUUGUGCCACCAAGAAACAUAAAGGACGAGUGGAAAUAGAAGCAAAUGGGAAACAAAGUUCAGAUAUCAUUGUUGGUCCUGAAGGGGGAAAUCUUGAAGCCUGUAAAAAGAAUACCCAAUCAGCAUUGAAUAUUUCAGAUGAACGUGCUAACAAGUCAGUGGAGUCAGAGACCUCUGUUUCAGAAAAGCCAGUAAAUGAUCAUGGAAAUCCAAUUGAAGUUGAAAAUGUAUUUCAUUCUGUAGAUGGAGAAGUUACUAGGCAUCUUACUAAUAAAAAGGAACAAAUAUCUCUAGAGGCAGAGGACCUCCAACAGGGUGAUGCAUGUUCCCAGAGAGAUAUUACAGGUACAAGUGAUAAUAAAUGUCUGCACUGUGAGUUUAAUACUCACUCUUCUGCUUCUCUAGAGCUGCAUGUGAAACGGAAGCAUACAAAAGAAUUUGAGUUUUAUUGCAUGGCCUGUGAUUACUAUGCAGUGACUCGUCGAGAGAUGACAAGGCAUGCAGCAACAGAGAAGCACAAAAUGAAAAGGCAGUCUUAUCUGAACUCUUCUAAUGUAGAAGCAGGUUCUACAGAAGUGUCCAAAGACAUUGUCAUAACUGAAGAGGAGCAGUCACAGAACACUGAAGAAUUUCAGAUAAUUUCAGACCAAACAUCUGAUAAUCUGAAAUCUAGAAAUGCUGCCAGUUGUUCUCUUUUAGAUGAGAAUACUAAUUUAGAUAUGUCUAAAGUACUCUGUCCUCCUGACUCUGUAGAAAUUGAAACUGAAGAAGAAUCUAAUCUCAAUGAUGACCGUUCCUUUUGUGAGACUUUCCAACAGUCCCUUGCCAAGGAGAAAGGUAUUAAACCUGAGAGGGUAUCCCUUAAUAUUUCCUCUAGUUCUGGCUCCUCAAGUGGAUUUCAAAAUAAAAAUUCAGGAAGCUUAGAUUUGAAUUGUGAGACUGGAAAGAAAAACCAUGAUAUGUUGAAUGACAUAACUGCUUCAAGUACACAUUGUGAAAGCAAUGAAGGAAGUGCAAAAAGUAGCAGAGGUGAAGUUCUCGACAAACACUUGUGUCCUAGAGUCCUCACUGGGGGGCAGUCAGCCGAAGGUACUACCUCUAUGGUGAUGAGAACACCAAAAGAGCAGGUAAAUCUAGGUGGCAGUAAUCAGAACAAAGUUGGAUGUGCACACAGUUCAGAAGAUUUGAAAGAUAUGCAAGCAGAUCCUGUCCUGGAGAAUAAGGAAAUUCUGAUGAAUUCACAACAUGAAACUGAAAUUAUUUUAGAAGAAGAUGGCCCAGCUUCUGAUAGCGGAGUUGAACGUAAUGAUGUUUACGAAACUAUAAUCAGUAUUGAUGAUAAAGGGCAAGCCACGUACAGUUUUGGCCAGUUUGAUUCUUCUAUAAUUAGAAUAAAGAAUGCUGAAGAUGGUGAAUUGAUAGACCAACCAGAAGAGGGUCUGCUGUCAAUGGGAGUGAGAAUUAGUGAGUUGCCCUUUAAAGACUGUGCUCAAGGCUUGAAAAAGAAGAAAGUUGAAGGUAGUUCCUUUAGUGAGUCCACACGAAUCCGUUGUGAUGAUUGUGGCUUCUUAGCAGAUGGACUGAGUGGAUUGAAUGUCCACAUAGCCAUGAAACAUCCUACAAAAGAGAAACACUUUCAUUGUUUACUCUGUGGGAAAUCAUUCUAUACAGAAAGCAACCUUCACCAGCAUUUGGCUAGUGCUGGUCAUAUGAGAAAUGAACAGGCCAGUGUGGAAGAGCUUCCAGAAGGAGGGGCUACCUUUAAAUGUGUCAAGUGUACAGAGCCCUUUGAUUCUGAACAAAAUUUAUUUCUACACAUUAAAGGACAGCAUGAGGAAUUGUUGCGAGAGGUGAAUAAGUAUAUAGUGGAAGACACUGAGCAAAUCAACCGCGAGAGAGAGGAAAACCAAGGAAAUGUUUGCAAGUACUGUGGGAAGAUGUGUCGAAGUAGCAAUUCAAUGGCCUUUCUGGCUCACAUUCGCACGCAUACAGGAUCAAAACCAUUCAAGUGCAAGAUAUGCCAUUUUGCAACAGCUCAGCUUGGAGAUGCCAGAAACCAUGUGAAAAGGCACCUUGGAAUGAGGGAAUACAAAUGUCAUGUCUGUGGGGUUGCUUUUGUAAUGAAGAAGCACUUAAAUACUCAUCUACUAGGCAAACAUGGAGUUGGCACACCAAAAGAAAGGAAAUUUACAUGCCAUUUGUGUGAUAGAAGUUUCACAGAGAAGUGGGCCUUGAACAACCACAUGAAACUGCACACAGGAGAAAAGCCUUUUAAGUGUACCUGGCCCACAUGCCACUACUCAUUCCUUACAGCCUCCGCAAUGAAAGACCACUACAGGACGCACACAGGCGAGAAGUCGUUUCUGUGUGACCUCUGCGGCUUUGCUGGCGGAACACGGCAUGCCCUCACCAAGCACCGCCGGCAGCACACAGGAGAAAAACCUUUCAAAUGUGAUGAGUGUAACUUUGCCUCCACAACCCAGUCCCAUUUGACUCGACAUAAGCGUGUGCACACCGGAGAGAAGCCCUACAGAUGCCCCUGGUGUGACUACAGGUCAAACUGUGCUGAAAAUAUCCGCAAACACAUUUUACAUACUGGCAAGCAUGAAGGAGUCAAGAUGUACAACUGCCCCAAAUGUGACUAUGGGACAAAUGUCCCUGUGGAAUUCCGCAACCACUUGAAAGAACAACAUCCUGAUAUCGAAAACCCUGACCUCGCUUACUUACAUGCUGGCAUUGUGUCCAAGUCCUAUGAGUGCCGUCUGAAGGGACAAGGAGCCACCUUUGUGGAAACAGACAGCCCUUUCACUGCUGCCGCACUUGCAGAGGAGUCUCCAGUCAAAGAGAAGUCUCUUAGGAAUAGCAGGAGGCAGGCUGAGCCCCCUGAGCAAGUCCAGCAGGUCAUCAUCAUCCAGGGGUAUGACGGGGAGUUUGCCCUUGAUGCCUCCAUGGAGGAAACAGCUGCAGCCACACUGCAGACACUGGCAGUGGCUGGCCAGGUGGCGAGGGUGGUGCACAUCACAGAAGAUGGGCAGGUCAUCACCACAAGUCAGAAUGGGGCACACAUGGGCAGCGUAGUGCCCGGACCUGUUCUCCCUGAGCAGCUGACAGAGGGGGCCACCCAGAUGGUUGUCGUUGGGGGCUCAGUGGAAGGUCAUAGUAUGGAUGAGUCCCUUGAUCCAGGUGGCUCUGUGAUACAGCAGGUGACCAAACAGGAGGUUUUAAGUCUCUCAGAGGGUGGAGUUCCUCCACCUGAUGCCUCUUCAGCCUUAGAUGCAUUGCUAUGUGCUGUCACUGAGUUGGGGGAGGCAGAAGGUAGGGCUGGGCAUGAGGAAAAGGACAGGCCUGACCACAAGGAUGUGCUGAUCCAACUGCCCAGUCAGGAAGCACUGCACGCAACUCCCGACCCUGAAGCCCCAGAGACCCAGAUGUUCCAAGAUGCUCAGGAGAGUCCAGCCGCUGUGGAGGUGCUGACCCAGGUUGUCCGGCCCUCAGCCAUCAUCGCAUCUCAGGAGCGGGCUCAGGUGGCCUUCAAGAAGAUGGUCCAAGGAGUCCUCCAGUUUGCUGUGUGUGACACUGCCACAACUGGCCAACUCAUCAAGGAUGGCGUUACCCAAGUCAUCUUGAACGAGGAAGGCACUGUCCACAUGGUAGCUGGGGAGGCCUCCCAGUUCAUCAUGCAGGAAGCUGAGGCCCACAGCCUGCGGGUGCCAGCUGAGCACGUGGACCUGGUAGAAUCUGAGGGGGAAAUCUCGCAGAUCAUUGUGACGGAGGAACUGGUCCAAGCCAUGGUCCGGGAGUCUGGCAGCAACUUUCCAGAGGGUGCAACUCACUACAUUGUGACAGAAUUGCCCCCAGGGGUACAGGAUGAGGCGGGUGUGUACUCUCACACUGUGAUAGAGACCACCAACUCUCAGGAGAUCCUUCAGGCUGGGGCUGCACUCACCUCUGAGGCUAUGGUCCCAAAUGGCACCGAACAGUUGACAAGCAUGGUCAUUUAUACCCAGGAAGGCACCCCGGCAGCGACAGUGAUUCAGAGCCAAAGAGAAAGUAGUGAGCUCCUAGAAGCAUGAAUUACAGCCUCAACGCUGGGCAUAAGGCAGGUGUGCAAAGAUCCCUCUCAAGCUGGCACAGUGUUCCCUGAGCUUUGUAAACCUUUCAAACAGUGAUGACGACAUAACUUCAGACAGUGCUGCACAUGCCCUUCUGGUGGGGGUAACGUCAGCCACCAAAAAGACACACAUGGAAAGCCCAGAGCAAGGCUGGCCAAGAAAGAGUCAGGGCCCUCUGAGAAGGCCGAGGCAGGCAGGCCAGCCCUGUGCCAUGGAGCCUGUCACUGUUUGGUCCUUUGCUCAUGGCUUUCCACCUGUUCCACCACUGCACUGAGGAGAAACAAUUCUCCCUGGCUUUAUCCUACAAAUGUUGUCCCAUUUCAGUCAUCAAAAGAUGGUCCCCAUGGUGGGAAAUAGGUAAGAAAUGUCUCCUAAAGCCUCAGCCUCUUAGCUCCAGCUGCCUGGCAUGCAGCUCUGUCAUCGUUUCCUUAUGCGUUUAGUCAUAGAUUGCAGCUGCUGUGAUUGCAUCCUGAAGCAGGCCAUCCCAUUCUUUUUUUUUUUUUUUUUU